Syzygium oleosum is the source of this 1659-nucleotide messenger RNA. Its product is annotated as UPF0481 protein At3g47200-like. The transcript has a single exon. The record is from RefSeq and is a predicted model, not a curated record. NCBI's taxonomy places the organism in Eukaryota, Viridiplantae, Streptophyta, Magnoliopsida, Myrtales, Myrtaceae. The coding region runs from base 7 to 1347 and encodes 446 amino acids.
CUCGGCAUGGACAACAACCGAGGAGGUCGUCAAGCAACAGCUGAAAAACAUGAGAUCGAGCUCGUGAAGCAGCAGUUAUUGCCUUCCAUGUCAAAAGAUAUUGAAGCAGCGUCGAAAUUGUUGAAUGAAUCAGCACACAAAAGCAGAUGUAGCAUCUUCAGAGUCCCCCAGGCACAUGCCGGAGGAAAAGCCAAGACAUGCCGGCCUCACAUCAUCUCUAUUGGCCCAUACCACCAUGGGAAAGCGCAAUUGGGAAUGCUUCAGGAACACAAGUGGAGAUACCUCCACAGCAUGCUGGACCAAACUCAACUGCACGGUGUUGGCCUCGAGGACCUCAUUGAUAUGGUGGCGCCGAAAGUGGAAAUGAUCCGACAGUGCUACUCAGAGAGCACCGACAGUUUCAGCGGACCUGAUCUUGUAAAAAUGAUGGCUCUUGAUGGAUGCUUCAUCAUUCAGUUCCUCCGUCAAAUGGUAGGGGUUGCACGGACUGAUCCCCUACUAAAAAAUUCAUACGUGUUAGCUUCUGUUAUGCGGGACCUUCUUCGGCUUGAGAAUCAGGCCCCGUACUUUGUUCUCGAGGAUUUGUUUGAAACGACGAAUGUUCCAAACGGAACCUUGUCCUUGACCGAUCUCACCUUCCAUUUCUUCAGCUGCUUCCCGGAAGUAUCCGGUAAUGUCUGGGAAAGACGAAGCAAUCCAAAAGGAGUGCAUUUACUUGAUUCAUUUCGUUUGAGCUUAAUACCUUGGGAUCAACGAGACAUUUAUCCAAUAAACAAGAGCUCGUCUCAUCAUCUGAUUAGAUCUGCUUCUGAGCUCCGUCGUGUGGGAAUUGAAUUCAAGCAGAGGGAAGCCAGCACCUUCCUAGAGAUCAAGUUUGACCGCGAACGCAGAACCGUUGGAAUUCCAAAAGUAACCAUAGAUGAUGAUCUCAAAUGGAUCCUCCCCAAUAUGGUUGCUUUUGAACAGUGUCGUGGUCAAGGGGACGGGCACAUAACCGCCUAUGCCGCAUUCAUGGGAUACCUCAUUCACACGGCCAAUGAUGUACAACUUUUGCACGACCGUAAAAUCAUCUCGAAUCACGGCAUGAGCAACGAGGAUGUUGCACACUUCUUCGGUGAUGUCUGCAAGGAUGCUACUUUCUCUGUCGAGGGGAGCUAUCUAGAGUCUCACUUCGCAAUUUUAAACGAGCCUCUUAAGCAUGAAUGGGCUUAUCUUUGUUGCGCACAACUCCUAAAUGCUUUUCAUGACAAUCCAUGGUCGGUUAUUUCGGGCCUAGCUGUUGUAGUAACGCUUGCAGGCAUGAUUCAAACAGUAUACGCUGUAUUGCAAUACUCUCAUCCCAAGUAGCAGGAAGCAGUAUGCAUCUUUCAUAUUGAUUUCAUUACAUGUAUUGACUAUGUUAUCAGUGAAUCUUUCAAGUUGUUGAUCAAUCUUGAAUAAGUGACGAACAGUUAUCAUCACUAAAGUGAUGGUCACUAGGGGAGAGCAUGAACCGGGCCCCAAUCGUCGACCGCUCCAGUCAUCGACCACCACCAUCAGCUACCGCCUACUAUCGGCCAUCAAUCUCCACCUCUAUCACCAACCGUUUAACAUUCACAAAUACAUGGCAUGAUUAAAUCAAGCAGGGACACGAUAAGCAAAUCGGUGCAGAUGUGUGUA